Molecule: messenger RNA, 1753 nt
Organism: Humulus lupulus (European hop)
Lineage: Eukaryota; Viridiplantae; Streptophyta; Magnoliopsida; Rosales; Cannabaceae
Product: WAT1-related protein At1g70260
Exons: 7
Coding region: 233-1369 (378 amino acids)
Cellular component (GO): plasma membrane
Molecular function (GO): transmembrane transporter activity
Source: RefSeq, a predicted model, not a curated record
AGAGAGAGAUAAUAAUCUAAAUGAUCAGAAGCUGUACUUAUAUCUUGAUAUACUGAUCUCUCUCUCUCUCUCUCUUUAAUUUCUCAACGUAGCUAAAGUUUAAUUGGUGUUCGGUGUACCAAAUACUAUUAUCGUUAUCGAUAAUAUUAAGCUCUUUUAUAGAGCUACUUUUUCCUAAUAUUAUUUGAACAAUAAUCAAUAUAUAUACAAAAACUUAUAAGAAUUGGAAAAGAUGAUGAUGAUGUUGGGGAAGCCUAAGUUGUGGGAAUGUAUCCCAUUUGCAGCGAUGGUAACGAUGGAGGCUUGCACCAUUAUCUUGACCAUUUGGGCUAAGACAGUCAUCACUAAUAGGAUGAGUCCAUUCGUUUUUGUUGUUUACACACAUGCUCUUUCUUCUAUCUUUCUCCUCCCCUUUUCCUUCUUUUACCAUCGCAACGACAGAACUGAUGAAGAGCCAGUAUUCACCUUAAGUCUUUUUCUGCGGCUCUUCCUUCUGGGAUUAACUGGGAUCACCAUACCUCAGAACCUGGCAUUUUUGGGACUCUCUUACAGUUCUCCAAUUGUUGUUUGUGCCAUGGGCCUCACGUUCCCAUCUUUGUCCUUCUUACUUUCCAUAGUGCUCAGAACUUCAAAAGUGAAUUGGAGAAGUUCGAGCUUCCAAGCUAAAUUAUGUGGAACAAUAGUAUCAUUCCUUGGAGCAACAAUGGUGGAAUUGUACAAGGGUCCACUUAUUCGAAACACAUCAUCUUCUCUCCAUGUACCUAUGCUGGCCGCAGCCAAGAAAUUUUUGAUAUUUUCCUCAACCCCUGAGUAUUGGGUUCUUGGUGGCAUUUUACUAGCAGCCGCUAACUUGUGUGUUUCAGUUUGGAAUACUCUUCAGGCUGGAACUGUGAAACAAUACCCACAAGUGAUGAAAGUGGCAUCUUUUUACAGCACCAUUGGAACACUCCAAUCUGCUUUACUAUCAGCUUUGUUAUUCGAAAGAGACUUAAAUGCUUGGAAGCUAAAUCUUAACAGCACCGAACUCCUCCUUAUUGUUUUAACAGCAACUUUUAUGGGUCUUAUCCGAAGUUGUGUGCAUCUAUGGUGCAUGCGCAUGAAAGGUCCAUUAUAUGUGCCCAUGUUUAAGCCAUUUGGUAUUGUUUUUGCCACCAUUUUUGGUACCAGCCUCCCUGCAAGUACUCUUCGUUACGGAAGUGUGAUUGGAACAGCUAUAGUUGGAAUGGGGUACUUUACACUGAUGUGGAGUCAACUAAAUCAUGAAGACGAAGUGCGUAGUGUGAAACAAUAUGAUGUUGAGUCCCCUCCAGAAGAGGACGAGGAUAUGAAAACUCCUCUUUUGAAACCACAACAAAACUUCGUCGACUAAGGUUAUUACAACGACCCCACAGAACCAAGGGCUAGCUAGCUUCAUUUUUAUUGGGAAUUAGCUAGCUAGAAGCAAAUUAAUAAAGAAUCAUCGAAGGAAGCUCAUUUUUGUAUAUAAGUAGCUUUUUUCUUGUUCUUUUUUCUUUUCCCUUGAUGAUCGAUUAUUGGUCGAUGAUCUGAUCUCUCGUUUGCUUGGUACGUAGUGUGUGUAUGAUUGAAUUAUGAAGAUAAAGCCGGUUUUUGAGGCUUUUUCUUUGUGAAAUUUCAUUUUUUUUUUUUGAGAAACAGUCCCUUAUAAUAAAUCAAUGGACUGUAUAAGGCCUCUAUCCUUGUAAUUAAGAAUGCAAAGAGUGUUUUUAGUGCUCUCAAAUCAUGGUAUAUAUAU